This is a messenger RNA of Penicillium egyptiacum, 1167 nucleotides long. NCBI's taxonomy places the organism in Eukaryota, Fungi, Ascomycota, Eurotiomycetes, Eurotiales, Aspergillaceae. The record is from the annotation of a GenBank genome assembly.
AUGGUGAACAUAACGGAAAAGAUCAAGGAGAUCGAGGAUGAGAUGCGUCGAACGCAGAAGAAUAAGGCGACAGAAUACCAUUUGGGUCUAUUGAAAGGAAAGCUUGCCCGUCUAAGAGCCCAGCUUCUGGAGCCAGUGGGAGGUGCUGGCUCUGGCGGCGGCGCAGGAUUUGAUGUCAGCAAGAGCGGCGAUGCACGAGUGGCUCUUGUUGGCUUUCCCUCUGUCGGAAAGUCUACGUUCCUGUCUAAAAUCACCAAGACCAAGAGCGAGGCUGCAGCCUACUCUUUCACCACGCUGACGGCUAUUCCCGGAGUGCUGGAGUAUGGUGGUGCUGAGAUUCAAAUCUUGGAUUUGCCGGGUAUCAUCGAAGGUGCCUCCGAGGGCAAAGGCCGUGGUCGGCAGGUUAUUUCGGCCGCAAAGACAAGUGAUUUGAUCUUGAUGGUUUUGGACGCCACAAAACGUGCCGAACAGCGAGCCUUGCUUGAGGCUGAGCUGGAUGCUGUGGGCAUUCGAUUGAACAAGGACCCGCCCAAUAUCUACUUGAAAAUCAAGAAGGCCGGUGGCAUGAAGAUCUCUUUUGCGACUCCUCCGAAGAAUUUGGAUGAAAAGAUGGUCUACAACGUGCUCCGGGAUUACAAAAUUCUUAACUGCGAAGUACUCGUGCGAGAUGAGAAUGCUACAAUCGACGACUUCAUCGAUGUGAUUAUGAAGGACCACCGGAAGUACAUCCGCUGCCUUUACGUCUACAACAAGGUCGACAGCAUCGGUCUCGAAUUCCUUGACGCCCUCGCCCGCGAGCCUUACACAGCCGUCAUGAGUUGUGAACUUGACCUCGGCGUGCAAGACGUAGUCGAACGCAUCUGGAAAGAACUGAGACUAAUGCGGCUUUACACGAAACGGUAUGAGAUAUCCAUGACUUUUAGUUUCAUUGACAUGUCUGACGAUUAUCGUAUUUAUAGAAAGGGAGAGGAUCCUAAGUUCGAUGAGGCGCUCAUCGUACGCCAGGACUCCACCAUUGAGGAUGUUUGUGACCAGAUUCAUCGCACAAUCAAGGACACAUUCAAGUAUGCGAUGGUCUGGGGAGCGAGCGCGAGACAUGUUCCGCAGCGGGUAGGAUUGGCGCAUAUGGUUGCUGAUGAGGAUGUGGUAUCCAUAGUGGCCAAGUAG